Messenger RNA from Drosophila miranda, 1646 nucleotides. RefSeq names its product large neutral amino acids transporter small subunit 1 (gene gb). Gene Ontology annotation, molecular function: L-amino acid transmembrane transporter activity. The transcript is spliced from 6 exons. The coding region runs from base 22 to 1572 and encodes 516 amino acids. The record is from RefSeq and is a predicted model, not a curated record. Gene Ontology annotation, cellular component: membrane. Gene Ontology annotation, biological process: amino acid transmembrane transport. Lineage: Eukaryota; Metazoa; Arthropoda; Insecta; Diptera; Drosophilidae.
CGGACAUCACAUCACAUCAUCAUGCCUUCCAACGAGCUGCAGUCGCCCACCAGCGAAAUGGUUCUGCUCACCCCCAGCUCUGAUAAUCCGCCCAGCAUUGUUCCCGCUGCGGGGGCGUCAGCAGCUGUCAAGGAUCCGCAACGCGAGGGCUCCGCCGAGUCGGACAGCAGUCGCGUGGUGAUGAAGAAACAGCUGGGCCUGCUGGAAGGCGUGGCCAUCAUCCUUGGCAUCAUCUUUGGCUCUGGAAUAUUCGUUUCGCCCAAGGGUGUGCUCCGAGAGGUGGAAUCGGUGGGCGCUUCACUCGUCAUUUGGGUGCUGUGCGGCCUGCUGUCCAUGAUUGGAGCUCUCUGCUACGCGGAACUGGGCACUGCCAUACCCAAGUCGGGCGGAGAUUACGCGUACAUCUUCGAGGCAUACGGAUCACUGCCGGCUUUCCUGUAUCUCUGGGAUGCCAUGAUGAUAUUUGUACCCACGACGAAUGCCAUAAUGGGACUGACGUUUGCAUCCUAUGUGCUGGAACCAUUCUUCGAUAGCGCCUGCGAGAUACCGAAAAUUGCCCUGCAGCUGCUGGCUGCCGUCACUAUAUGCUUCCUCACCUACCUAAAUUCGUACUACAUGAAAGUGACAACGAAGAUGCAGAACAUCAUCAUGUUUACGAAGAUUGCCGCCCUCGUGCUGAUAAUUAUCGUUGGCCUGGUGUGGAUGCUAAUGGGCCAUGUGGAGAACUUUGAUAAGCCCUUCGAGAACACUCAGACUGACCCCGGAAAGCUGUCGGUGGCUUUCUACUCGGGCAUCUUUUCGUAUGCCGGCUGGAACUAUUUGAACUUCAUGACGGAGGAGCUGCGCGACCCCUAUCGCAAUCUGCCACGUGCCAUUUACAUUUCCCUGCCUCUGGUCACCGGUAUCUAUGUGCUGGCCAAUAUGGCCUAUCUGGCAGUUCUCUCCCCAUCCGAGAUGUUGGCAUCCAAUGCCAUUGCUGUGACAUUUGGCAAUAAAAUUCUCGGUGGCUUUUCUUUGAUCAUACCCGUCAUGGUGGCCAUCUCUGCCUUUGGCGGCCUCUCAGUGCACAUUAUGACCUCGUCGCGCAUGUGCUUUGUAGGCGCCCGCAAUGGCCACAUGCCGGCGAUUCUGUCCCACAUCAGUGUUAAGAGCUAUACUCCCCUGCCGUCGCUGGUCUUUCUGUGUUUUCUCUCCAUUGUGAUGCUCGUGGUAAGCGAUGUUUAUGUACUGAUCACCUAUAGCAGCAUUGUGGAAUCGUUCUUCAUCAUGCUCUCGGUGUCGGCUGUUCUAUACUUCCGCUACACACGCCCCUGCAUGGAGAGGCCAAUUAAAGUCUCUUUGUGGAUACCCGCAGUGUUUGUCGUCGUCUGCGCCUUCCUUGUUGUCGUGCCCAUCUAUGUGGCGCCCUACGAGGUCGGAAUGGGUGUAUUAAUCACCCUAAUUGGCAUACCAUUCUAUUAUGUGGGAGUCGUGUGGCAGAAUAAACCGAAAUGGGUGCAGCACACGAUUGACUCUCUGACCUACACGUGCCAGAAGCUCUUCCUGUCCGCCAAGGAGCAGAAAGAGGACUAAGGGACUAUAACAAACCAGAAACAUGCAUCACAUGGACCACAUCACGACUCAGUGGAGAUAAAGUUUAACCUUUU